Paramuricea clavata is the source of this 395-nucleotide messenger RNA. The record is from the annotation of a GenBank genome assembly. Lineage: Eukaryota; Metazoa; Cnidaria; Anthozoa; Malacalcyonacea; Plexauridae.
GCAUACGCAGUCUGGACAGUGUAUUACAAAAGGACGUCUCGUAAUUAAUACACCAGAUUUGGCGCUACCUUACUAUGCUGUAAUGAGUGAUAACUGCUUGGGUGUUGAAUCACAGUUCCGUUAUCUCAAUAACAGCGAGCUGCUACAAAAUAUCGAGACAGGAGGGACGUUUCGGCCUACCCACGAAAAAGUAUACAGACGUCGUUUAACCUUGUUUUAUGCUGUAGCAAACAAAUCAUUAAAAUACCAAAUCAGCCGUGUUAAUCACUUAAAACAAACGGCAGCUGGAGGUUUAUCUUUUCACAACGUGAACGCAUGUGCUCAAAAAUCAAAAACGUUUCCUUAUAUGGGCAAGAGUUCAUGUUGUAACAACGCUGAACAAAAAUUUACUUUUG